AUGAUUUGGCUAGAAUCAUGGAUGGAUAGAUUGGAUUAUCGAAAUAAUAAUGAUGAUAAUAUAGACUAUUUAGACAAAGUGGAGUGA
Messenger RNA from Blastocystis hominis, 87 nucleotides. RefSeq lists its product as hypothetical. NCBI's taxonomy places the organism in Eukaryota, Bigyra, Opalinata, Blastocystidae. The coding region runs from base 1 to 87 and encodes 28 amino acids. The transcript has a single exon. The record is from RefSeq and is a predicted model, not a curated record.